AUAUAUAUAUACUAUCUUGACAAGGUUCAUACGUCACUCUCUCUUUUUCUCUCUUGGUCCUGUUUAGUUUCUUCACGUGUAUAUUUGUGUCCCUAGGAUGAUGAAUUGGUUACCUGAGGAAGGUCUUACUGCUGAUGAUUUCUUUGAUGACUUCAUCAACACCAUCGACUUUCCAUUACAAGACAUUGAUGAUGUCACCACCAAUGGUGAGGUAGAAGAUUGGGAAGCCAAAUUUCAACACCUCGAACCUCCUCCUAUGGAUGUCUUUACGAGUUUUCCCUCGGAGUUCACCUCCUCUUGUGGCGUUAACAGGCUCGGCCCUCUGGGGACGGUACCUGUUUUGAAACAGUCCGGUGCUUGUGGAGCCUUGUCUGGCAUAAACAGCAGCACUCUCCACCAGGCUUCAUCACCUCAUGAUAUCAAAGUCUCAAAGCUGUUUCAGUCUUUAAGCCCAGUGUCAGUUUUUGAGAGCAACUAUGCUUCUUUCUCACCACAGGACUCAAGAUCUCAGAGAAUGACUUCCCCUGUGAAAGGCAUGAGAAGCAAGCGCAAACGCCCCACACCCACACCAGUGAGAUUCAAAUACCUUCACUCGUUUGAAGCCAGUAAGCCUGAGAAGUUAACUCCUGGCGAAUCAGGAUUCAGGACUUACUAUGCUUUUGAACAACAUGCCAAGAAGGGACGCAAGAUUUCAUCCCAAGUGACAAGAAAAUGCAAUCACUGUGAGACAACCGAGACUCCGCAGUGGAGGGAAGGACCCAAUGGACCAAAGACUCUCUGCAACGCUUGCGGCGUGAGGUUCAGAUCAGGCCGUCUAGUUCCAGAGUACAGACCAGCCUCGAGCCCGACCUUCGUCCCAUCUGUGCAUUCAAACUCACACAGGAAGAUCAUGGAGAUGAGGAGGAAUGAAGGUGAUCAGUUCCACACCAAAAUGAUUCACGGAAUGAUAUCAAGAGCAUAGAGACAAGAAGGCUGAAUCAGUUUUGAGUUUGGGAACUCACUGCAG
Brassica oleracea var. oleracea is the source of this 1006-nucleotide messenger RNA. RefSeq names its product GATA transcription factor 11-like. The record is from RefSeq and is a predicted model, not a curated record. Gene Ontology annotation, molecular function: zinc ion binding; sequence-specific DNA binding. Gene Ontology annotation, biological process: regulation of DNA-templated transcription. Bases 98 to 961 code for a protein of 287 amino acids. NCBI's taxonomy places the organism in Eukaryota, Viridiplantae, Streptophyta, Magnoliopsida, Brassicales, Brassicaceae. The transcript has 2 exons.